This is a messenger RNA of Vombatus ursinus (common wombat), 2327 nucleotides long. It is a transcript of the gene CUNH6orf47, whose product is annotated as chromosome unknown C6orf47 homolog. NCBI's taxonomy places the organism in Eukaryota, Metazoa, Chordata, Mammalia, Diprotodontia, Vombatidae. The record is from RefSeq and is a predicted model, not a curated record. The transcript has a single exon. Bases 850 to 1752 code for a protein of 300 amino acids.
ACCCCCAACUCGGGGACCCUGGAGGGCACGUUGCGCCUGCGGUCCGGAGUCUGGGCCGCUCCCUCUGCCUCCUUUGGGGGAGGGGUCUCGCUCGCUGGCACUGGACCCUCGGACACCCAACAGAACAUCCGCUGACCUUGGCCGAAGUCCCGGCCCCGCUGCUGACCCAGGGAUUGGCCUGGACAGAUUAUGGGGUUUUGAGACCUCCCAAAUCCAAAGCGUGCGGGGGAAACUUGAAUCCAGAGAAGAGUUUUUCAGGAGGGUGGACCACACCACCCGUUUUCUAUUUGCAGACCUCCCCUCCAGCAUAGAAGCAGAUUGCAGGGUAUACAGCUCUCCUACUCUAUAUACAGAGGAACCUGUGGAUCUUGGAACACUUUGAGGGGCCUCAUUUCCUGGGAGCACCAUCGCCCAUUUUCCAGUGCAUCUUGGGCUGUGGCAUUGGUGAGUUGAAACUUGGGGUGCCACUUUAUAGGGCCCAGAAUCCUAAACAGCAGGAAGACUUUUGUGGUAGUGCAAGGCUUUGCUAUACCCCAAGGCAUUCUUGGAAUCUUUGUGGGGCAUUAAUGAAUUUGGAGGCUCAUAGUUUCCCCAGUCUCUAUCCUGGAAUCUCCAGUAACAUUUUUGGGAGUGAAAAGUGCCCCCUCAGACCUUAAAAGGAGGGAACUGAACCUGAUUGAAAGUUGGGAGUCCUUGCAGAACUACCAGGGACCAAACAGGAACCUUUCCUUGGAGCUGGAACAGAACCUGGCAUCUGGGGAGCCCCUCCCGACCUCCUGCCUGACGGCCAGAGGAACACUGGAGGAGAUCCAGAAGUCUAGGGGGUUCCCCUUGGCCAUUACCAAAACUAUGUUUCUUCGACGUCUUGGUGGCUGGCUGCCCCGUUCCUGGGGCCGCCAAAAAGAUCCCCUGCCUGAGCCUGGCCCUGUAAGGGAGGAUAGCUCGCCUGAGAACUCAGGGAGUGACUGGGACAGUGCUCCAGAGACUAUGGGAGACAGGGGUCAGCCUAAGGCUGAGAACUCCAGGAGACAAGUGAAUAGGGGGGGCCCCCCUGAAUGGAGCAGGGACUCUGCCAACUAUGGAGAUACUGAGCGACUGGGGAACAGAAGGAACUCCCCCAAACUGAGCAUGGAUGUGCCCAGCUUUGAGGAGUCCAGGAAACUGGAUGCUAGGGGAGUGAUCCCCACAGUGGAAGGCAAUGCCCCAAACUCAGAAGAUCCUAAAGGACAAGGGACAUUUCUUAAAUGGAGAACAAACCCCUCCAACCCUGAGGCUCCUGUGGAGAAAGUAGGACAUCACCAGAGGCUGCUGGGCUGGCUUCAGGGGGAAACAAAUAGAGGGUUGGGGGCCCACCCACAGUUCUUAGGGGGCUCUGAGGAGUGGCUCCAGAUCUCUACCAACCUGACCCUGCACUUGCUGGAACUGCUGGCUUCAGCUCUGCUGGGACUAUGUUCCAAGCCCCUGCGCCUGGUCCUAGAUGCCUUAGGUCUUCGGGGGCCUUUGGGGCUCUGGCUGCAUGGGCUUCUCUCCUUCCUUGUUACCCUCCAUGGACUUCACAUGGCCCUCACCCUGCUCACUGCACACCCCUUCCACUUUGCCUGCCUCUUUGGCCUUCUGCAGGCCCUGGUACUGGCAGUCAGUCUCCGUGAGGGCACCCAGGUGUCAAGGGAGGAAGAGGAAUACAAAUGGGAGGGGGGAAAAGGAAGAGAUAGAGAGGAGGAAGAUGAGAUUAAAGGAAGGGAGGGCCUGUGACCUUGGUGUUUGGGAAUUGUCUCAGGGUUAAGGAACACCAGGACUUCAGGGAAGGGAGAGAGAUCCUUAGGGUGGGGAAAGGGGCCCAUAGAGACCCCUUCCCCCCUGCAACAGGGCUUGGGCACUCAAAGUAGGGGGAGUUACCCUCUAAUUCACCAGCUAUUUGUCACUUUUUCUUUAGUGUUAUUCCUCCCCCAAUUAAAAAAAAUAAAAAGGAACUCCCUCUACCCCUUCUAUUUCCCCUAGGGGAUAAGGACUCUAGUAACCCUGGGUCCUGGGAGAGGGAGGGGAAAGCAGGGGGAUCUAUUGGAUACUAGGAUCUGAGCCAUAAGUGGAUAAAGGGGAGGGGUGUCAGGUAUAAAGCUGAUGGAUCACAGAAGUGUGGGUUGAGGAGAGAUGUGCUUGGAACUGGAGAUCCAGUUAGACUCUCCAGGAAACCCAGCAAGAAGCCUUGGGAUACGACAGCAGAGGCCUAGGGAGACACCCAUGCCCAUUUAGAGAGUUUGGAGGCUUAAUCACUGAGCAAUCACUGUUGUACUGAUCUCCUAAAUAUACCACUACAAAAGGGAAGUUAA